CGAAAAUAUGUUUGCUUAUUUUUAUAGGAUAUUAAUAAAUCAGUAAAUUAAAAAAAAUGGCGGGUCAAACAGAAACAGAAGAAGGUCAUACUGUGGAAGAACCUUUAGACUUGAUCAAAUUUAGCUUGGACGAGAAAGUUUAUGUUAAAAUGCGAAAUGAUCGAGAACUUCGCGGAAAACUACACGCCUAUGAUCAGCAUUUGAACAUGAUACUUGGUGAUGUGGAGGAGAACGUCACUACUGUGGAGAUCGAUGACGAAACUUGUGAGGAGAUUUUUAAGCAAACGAAACGCAACAUCCCAAUGUUAUUCGUCCGUGGAGAUGGGGUCAUACUAAUCUCGCCGUCACUAAGAGUCGGAUUAUAAGCUGGUUUACACUGCUGUCGUAUUCUCAUAUUGCAAGAUUUUGUUGUUUUUAUGCGUCAACGUCAAAAAUAUUUUAUGGAGUAUUUUAUAAAGACGACGUUUUUUUAAAGUUGUAGUUUCUAUGGUAACUUCAUUCGACACAUGUACAUACGAAAGAAAACCUUACGCCAUAAAA
Messenger RNA from Hydractinia symbiolongicarpus, 540 nucleotides. RefSeq names its product U6 snRNA-associated Sm-like protein LSm3. The record is from RefSeq and is a predicted model, not a curated record. NCBI's taxonomy places the organism in Eukaryota, Metazoa, Cnidaria, Hydrozoa, Anthoathecata, Hydractiniidae. Gene Ontology annotation, molecular function: RNA binding. The transcript is spliced from 2 exons. Bases 57 to 365 code for a protein of 102 amino acids. Gene Ontology annotation, cellular component: U4/U6 x U5 tri-snRNP complex; U6 snRNP; Lsm1-7-Pat1 complex. Gene Ontology annotation, biological process: mRNA splicing, via spliceosome; P-body assembly.